AUGUCGGGUAAUGAAAAUUUAAUUGCGUCUCUUAAUUAUAUAACAGCGCAAAUUAAUCGAUAUGGAGCUCUCUUUGUCAUUUUAUUUGGUACUACUGGUAAUCUUCUGAAUUUUAUUGUUUUCAAUGAUCGUGCUUUUCAUGAAAAUCCAUGUACAAACUAUCUAUGGUGGUCAUCUAUUUCAAGUAUCCUUUUCAUAUGGUCUGGAUUAUUAACUCGAGUGCUUUCAGGUUAUGGAAUCAAUUGGCCAAAUCAAAAUCCACCUCUCUGUAAAAUUCGUCUCUUCAUACUUAAUAUAUGCUGGUCAAUAGCAGCUUGGGCUUUUGUUGGCGCUACUAUGGAUCGAUAUUUCUGUAGUAGUGCUUCAGCUGUUUAUCGAUUAAAGAGUUCAAUUCGAACAGCAAGGAAAUUUUUAAUUGCUAUACUGAUUUUGUCGAUUCUUUUAUUUGUCCAAGUUUUCUAUUGUUACCAAGCUAGUGUUCCUAAUGUUCCUGUCCUAUGUUAUACUCAAGCUCCAGCAUGUCAGCUGUACAAUGAUUGGACGAAUAUUUUAUACAAUAUUACUAUACCAAGUUGUUUUAUGGCUAUUUUUGGUAUAUUAACAAUUACCAACAUUCGAAAACGAAUUAUACAUCCUGCACCGACAUCAAAUAGUUUAUCAAUGCCCAACAACGCAAAUAUGCAUGUAAAUCUGAAAAAAAUUGAUCGUAAUCUACGUAGAAUAUUGUUAAUUCAAGUUCUGGUUCUUCUAGCACUAAGUUUACCAGUUGGAAUUCAGCGAUUAUAUGCUAGUGUUACAUCAAAUGUUUCCAAAAGUAGUCUUCAAGUGGCAAUUGAAAAUUUAAUUUAUGCCAUCAUUGUUUUAAUUCGUUUUAUUGCUUAUUCAAUGUCAUUUUAUUUAUAUAUUUUUAGUGGUUCAAUGUUUCGUGAUACAUUUAAACGCAAAAUUCAGCGUAAAUUACGUGAUAUGCAUAUUAUUCAUUGA
Molecule: messenger RNA, 984 nt
Organism: Adineta steineri
Lineage: Eukaryota; Metazoa; Rotifera; Eurotatoria; Adinetida; Adinetidae
Source: the annotation of a GenBank genome assembly